UGCCGAUUGCAGCGAAACGGUAUCAAAGUUAAGUUUGCUUUCGAUUCAUUCACAACCUCUUCAGCGUGUGCUAGUGCAGUGCAAUCGUGCCAACGGUUCAAACAACAAACGCAGCAAAAUGUUCGCAAAGGUAUUCGUUGUUCUGGCCGCCGUCGCCGUCGGUGUCAACUCGGUUGCUAUCGGAGUCGCUGCUCCGGCCACGCUGGUAAAGACGGAAGAGUACGAUGCUCACCCACAGUACAGCUUCAGCUACGACGUCAAGGACUCGCUGACCGGCGACAACAAGCAGCAGCACGAAACCCGCGACGGCGAUGUUGUGCAGGGUCAGUACUCGCUCGUUGAGCCCGAUGGCACUCGUCGUACCGUCGACUACACGGCCGAUCCUGUGAACGGAUUCAACGCCGUCGUCAGCAAGACUGCCGAUGCCGCCGUCGUUAAGACUGUUGCCGCCGCCCCCGUUGCCCAUCCCGUCGUGGCCUACCAUGCGCCAACCGUUGCCGUUGCCCAUGCUCCGGCCGUUGCCGUUGCCCACGCCCCAGUGGCCUACCAUGCACCGGCUGCCACCACCUACGUCUCGCACGCUCCAGUCCUUUCGCACGCUUCCGUCCUUUCGCACGCCCCGGUCUACUCGCACGCCCCAGUCUACUCGCACGGACCCGUCCUUUCGCACGCCGUCUACCACCACUAAGCGCUAGAGGAACGGACCAGGCUACACGGGAAAGAUAAUGGAUGUCGCAUGAUGAUAAAAGGACCCCGCGAUGCAACCCUACGACUCAGGCCAUACGCACACACGCACACGUAAUCUAGAGGGAGUGGCGCAUACAGUAGAAUUGCAGACCGCAACCCCUACACGGAAGCCUCGAUUGACUCAGAUUUGUUCUGUUUGAUUAGUUGUUAGAUUUAAUGCGAACAGUAUUGCAGUAUGUACGUACUUUGUUUCCUAUCGCGCAAACUAUCGACUUUCGAUGCACUCUCUCGCUCUCUGUAAUUGAGUUUUCUUCCUACUGUUUGAUUUUAAUGAUUUCAUAUUUUCUUGUUCUAUUUUGUGUUUGAAGUGUGCCCUCACCCUUUCUAUAGGGUGAUGGGUACCUGACUACGAGAUUACUAUUGCGAUGAAAUAAAGUAUAAUGUUCUGCCCCUGCUACGUUUUAUACGAUAACGUAUAAGGAAAACUAAAA
Molecule: messenger RNA, 1178 nt
Organism: Anopheles stephensi (Asian malaria mosquito)
Lineage: Eukaryota; Metazoa; Arthropoda; Insecta; Diptera; Culicidae
Product: larval cuticle protein A2B-like
Exons: 4
Coding region: 119-688 (189 amino acids)
Cellular component (GO): extracellular matrix
Source: RefSeq, a predicted model, not a curated record